Messenger RNA from Letharia columbiana, 615 nucleotides. RefSeq lists its product as uncharacterized. The transcript is spliced from 2 exons. Lineage: Eukaryota; Fungi; Ascomycota; Lecanoromycetes; Lecanorales; Parmeliaceae. The record is from RefSeq and is a predicted model, not a curated record. The coding region runs from base 1 to 615 and encodes 204 amino acids.
AUGCGGUUUGUCCUGGUCCCGGACGAGAUACAACUUGACGCCCCGGAGCCCGACGGAAACCCUGAAGAGCGCGGACUGCUUCGAGGUGUGAUAGGUCGCGUGUACAAACAUCUCUCCAGAGGCGAGGAUAUGAAGUCGUCCUCAACUUCCCAACCUCCUGGUUUCCCGCUCCUUGCCGCUUGCAAACAGGCCUGCGCGGAGGCUCGAAGAAGACGUUUUACCUACCGUGAGGUUGCGGUCGAAAAUAUCUGCAGGUGUUUCUCAGAAAUCCAUGUGGGAAAUAGAUCAAGGAUGCAGAUCGGGACGCUGACAUUUGGGCUGCCAGAUCUAACUCUUACAGACUUCGAAAGCAUUGAAAGGCACAUGAAACUGCUCAUGGGAUCUAGACUGCUGGUCAAACCUGGAACAGCGAGCCGAGAACAAGGGAGCGCAUGGGUCUCGGACGAGACUCGUAAGACUCGUUUAGCAAACGAAGCCCAUUGGACACAGGCAGUGUGGUUCAAGUCUCGCAAACUGCCUCCAUGUAUCACAUUCGCGGCGAUCAUAAUCGGUAAAACGACGAAAAAAUUCAGAGCUGAUGGUGAAACGCAACAGGGCGCCAACUCGGCUAGAUGA